AUGGAAACCUUCAGCGACAGUGAAGUCACAAGUGUGGCGCUGAAGGCAUGUGACCGUUGCAGGUUGAAUAAGAAAAAAUGCGACAGACUGUUCCCUCGCUGUACGACUUGCAAGAAAAAACUGCUGAAGUGCAGCUAUGACGAGAACAGAACUCAACUCGAAAUCCGCACGCUUCGGUCACGAGUGGAACAUCUCUCCAACCACAACCGCAUAUCUUCCCAUCAGGUCUCACCUAAUCAUAUAUCACUGGACCCAAUUGUGACAUAUCCAAUCCCGUCUCGAUGGUACAUGCCUUUCCUGGUAAAUCAUUACCACGAGAUGCAGUUUCCGAGUUUUACUCGAAAAGGGAACUUUGAUAACGACGAAAUGUCCAGAAAGGAAUGGAUUCAGGCAAUAAUGUCUGAUCCAUGCAUUUUCCAUGGUAUUCUGUUUGCUGCAUCAUCCCAUCUCGAUGUACUCCGUGGCGAGGUUGAUAACCCUGUCACCGAAUAUCACCGACGGCAUGCAAUAAAACUUCUUCUAGAUCACAUUUCAUCCUCAGAUCGGGUAUCUGUCACCGCAGUUGCUACGGCCACCUACCUCUGGCACUACGAGGCCAUGAAUUCCAACACAAUGGAAGGGAAGAUCCAUAAGCAGGGCCUUCAACAAAUGGUCAAAGGGAAUGGCGGAUUAGGUGCAAUACGUCUAUGCGGCGAUCGGCUGUCCAAUUUGAUCAUACUAAUCGACAUUGGGGAUUCCAUUCUUAAUGCUUCCAGCCCGGCUUUCUGCGUUGACGAACAAUAUCAGUUUUGCGAUGCGCCCAUAUCUCUUGUUUCUACCGUUCUAUGUCAAUCUAAGAGAGCAUUACGUGAAAGCGGAAUUACUGAGCCAUUAGCAUCCCUACUCAAGAGAGUUCACGAUGCGACCUUGGAUUUCGAGUAUGGGCCUUUAGCACAACCUAUGGAAGAAUUUCUUGUGAUCCACGAGGCGGAGAGCAAAUUCUCGACAGCCGUUACGCUUGCGGCAACGAUUCAUCUCGACUCAUUUCAACAACGAAAUAGGUUCUGCGUUGACGAUAAUCAAGACAGCGUGGAGAACCUCCGUCUCUGCGUUUCCUCACUUCCUCAAGGUAGCAAGUACGACAUUGAGAACGAGCUUUACGUAUUUCUUUGUUUUACAGGCGCUGCGGCGGCGACAAAGAAUCGGGCAUGGUUUUUAGCCAAGGCCGGGCCCGUGGUGAUGUCUCUCAAUCCAAGCCAGCUUCACCAUUUCAAGAUGGCAGUUACGCGUUUCUGUAGAAUUCUGCAAAGGCUAGAGGGCGCCCAAGGAAGCGAUGGUGAAGAUGGUUUAUAA
Messenger RNA from Clonostachys byssicola, 1332 nucleotides. The record is from the annotation of a GenBank genome assembly. Lineage: Eukaryota; Fungi; Ascomycota; Sordariomycetes; Hypocreales; Bionectriaceae.